Molecule: messenger RNA, 1887 nt
Organism: Anopheles funestus (African malaria mosquito)
Lineage: Eukaryota; Metazoa; Arthropoda; Insecta; Diptera; Culicidae
Gene: lic
Product: dual specificity mitogen-activated protein kinase kinase 6
Exons: 3
Coding region: 334-1476 (380 amino acids)
Biological process (GO): stress-activated MAPK cascade; protein phosphorylation
Molecular function (GO): ATP binding; MAP kinase kinase activity
Source: RefSeq, a predicted model, not a curated record
AAUAAUUAGUCACCUUGCAUUCCAUUGCGCUGCCACACACGUGUCACUCUUCUAAUCUUGCGAGAUUGUCUCUCCGAAACAUCUCGCGACUGCAUCAGCUACCGUCGCGUACGCAUAUCGUAUAGUGUGCCGCUGUCAAACGAACCAGAUUGUGACCAGAGGUGACAGAUCGCUGUUGUGGCAGUGACAGCUCCCGCGGAUACGGUUUGCAAUUUUAUCAAACCAACUCCAGAACGCACGCAAGGGUUUUUUGCUGUUGUCGGUCGGUUCUGGUUGGCUGCUGCAUAGGGUAUCGCUGCACCACCGCCGCUACUCCUCCACACGCGCACAACGAUGCCGCGGAAAAACAAACCGAUUAUAAAGCUGAAGCUGGACGGGGAUGCAACCGGGGGUGGCGGUAGCACCGUGCCGGACAGUGCCGAGGGUGCGACACCGCGCAACCUGGACAAGCGCGGUACGCUGACGGUGGGCGAACGAUCGUUCGUCGUCGAGGCGGAUCAUCUGCGCAAGCUGGCCGAUCUGGGCCGGGGUGCGUACGGUAUCGUCGAGAAGAUGCUGCAUCAACCAUCCGGCACGGUAAUGGCCGUGAAGCGCAUUACCGUCACGAGCGGGAUGGGUGCGGGCGGUGGCCCCGGUGGUGGCGUACAGUCGCAGGAGCAGAAACGUCUGCUGAUGGAUCUGGAUGUGUCAAUGCGUGCGAGCGACUGCCGACAUACGGUACAGUUUUACGGUGCACUGUUCCGCGAGGGUGACGUGUGGAUCUGCAUGGAGGUGAUGGACACGAGCGUGGACAAGUUCUAUCCGGUGGUGUACAAGCGUCCGGGCCGUACCAUCCCCGAGCGCAUCCUCGGCCGGAUUGCGCUCGCGAUCGUACGUGCCCUGCACUACCUGCACACGGAACUGCGCGUCAUCCAUCGGGAUGUGAAACCCUCGAACGUGCUCAUGAACAGACGGGGUGAGGUGAAGAUGUGCGAUUUCGGUAUAUCUGGUUAUCUGGUCGAUUCGGUGGCAAAAACGAUCGAUGCCGGCUGCAAACCGUACAUGGCCCCGGAACGUAUCGAUCCCGGUUCCGGCAGCCGAACGGCCGGGUACGACAUCAAAUCGGACGUUUGGUCGCUCGGCAUCACGAUGGUGGAGAUUGCGACCGGCCGCUUCCCGUACGCCACCUGGCGGACCCCAUUCGAGCAGCUGAAGCAGGUAGUGAAGGACGAUCCACCGCGGCUGCCAAAGUCGGCCGCACCCGACUCGGAAGAGUUCAGUGCCGAGUUUCAUGCGUUCACCACCAGCUGCCUGCAGAAGAAGUACCAGCAGCGGGGCAAUUACGAGCAGCUGCUGGCGAUGGAAUUUCUGCAACGAUACGGUGCCGGUGACGAACAGGCCGACACCAGUGAUAUGGCGGAGUACGUGUGUACGAUACUGGACGAGCGAGACGGUGUGCCAGCGGCCGGUGACGGUGGCGCGGAACCGGUGGAUUGACUAGCUGUAAAUAUCGCCGUUUGAUUGUUUAUUAUUAUUAUAUAUAUUUUUUUUGAAAAUAUGAGUAAAGCUAGGGAAACAGCGGUGUUAAAGCGGUAUACACACCUACAAGUGAGAACAACAACAGAAAAAAAACAAAACAAAACAAAACAAAAAAAAACCCCACAAAAAAGGUAACAAAACAAUGUGAAAACAAUAACAAAAAAAACAAAUAUUAUAAAUAUGCAAGUAUGUAACAAACGUACACGGUUCGUUUACACGCUCGAUCAAAGCAAGGCGCCAUAACGGAAAAAAGGGGAGGUUUAUAUUGUUACUUAAUUUAAAAAAAAAUGAAAAAAAACACAGAAACACAAAAACCCUUUAAUAAUAACAAAUAAACUUGUUGCGGACGAGCAACUAAAAACUCCACAA